Molecule: messenger RNA, 1819 nt
Organism: Rubroshorea leprosula
Lineage: Eukaryota; Viridiplantae; Streptophyta; Magnoliopsida; Malvales; Dipterocarpaceae
Source: the annotation of a GenBank genome assembly
ACAACGCUGUCCUGUGCGAGGAGACUUGAGGGAAGAACUUCUCUCUCAAGCUUUUCCUUUUCUCCCAAACAACAUCGCCCUAUCGACCACCAUUAUUGGAGUUCACUUACUGGGUUGCCAACCUAUCACUUUGUGCAUUGUUAUUGAACUCCUUCAAUCAUGUUUGGUCGUGUUCCAAAGAAGAGUGAUAACACCAAGUAUUAUGAGAUUCUUGGUGUUUCAAAAAGUGCAAGUCAAGAUGAACUGAAGAAGGCUUAUAGAAAGGCAGCUAUGAAAAAUCACCCUGACAAAGGUGGAGACCCAGAGAAAUUUAAAGAAUUGGGAGAAGCUUAUGAAGUUCUCAGCGAUGCUGAGAAGAGAGAAAUAUAUGAUCAAUAUGGUGUGGAUGCUCUCAAAGAGGGAAUGGGAGGAGGUGGUCCUUCCCACAAUCCUUUCGAUAUAUUUGAAACAUUCUUUGGUAGUGCAGGAUUUGGUGGAGGAGCCUUUGGUGGUGGAACUAGCUCAAGGGGAAGAAGACAGAGGCAAGGUGAAGAUGUCAUGCAUACCGUAAAAGCAUCCCUCGAAGACUUGUACAAUGGUACAACAAAGAAACUCUCUCUUUCGAGAAACGCUCUGUGCCCCAAAUGUAAAGGGUAUCUCCUCUAUCACAUCCCAUUAGACCAUUUACUUGUGUUAAUCUUAAAGGAUCCUUUGGAUAAAGGUUCAAAGAGUGGAGCCCCUAGUGGAUGUUAUGGAUGCCAUGGGACUGGAAUGAAAAUUACAACAAGACAGAUUGGACUGGGCAUGAUCCAACAGAUGCAGCAUGUCUGUCCUGAGUGUAGAGGCUCAGGAGAGGUUAUCAGAGAUAGAGAUAGAUGCACACAAUGCAAGGGAAACAAGGUAAUUCAAGAGAAGAAGGUGCUGGAGGUACAUGUUGAGAAAGGGAUGCAGAAUGGCCAGAAAAUUGUGUUUGAGGGACAAGCUGAUGAAGCACCAGAUACUAGUACUGGAGACAUUAUCUUUGUAGUGCAAGAGAAGAGUCAUCCCAGAUUUGAGCGGAAGUAUGAUGACCUCCAUGUAAAACACAACCUCAGUUUGACAGAGGCUCUCUGUGGGUUUCAGUUCGCCCUAACUCAUCUAGAUGGCAGGCAGCUUCUGAUUAAAUCAAGCCCUGGCGAGGUCAUUAAGCCUGGUCAAUACAAAGCUAUCAAUGAUGAGGGAAUGCCACACCAUCAAAGACCCUUCAUGAAAGGAAGGCUAUACAUCCAUUUCAAUGUUAAUUUCCCAGAUUCUGGAAUUCUUUCUCUUGAACAAUGUCGUACUUUGGAGACUAUUUUACCACCAAAGCCAAAGAGGAACUUAACAGACAUGGAGGUUGAUGAAUGCGAAGAGACUACUUUGCAUGAUGUCAAUAGGGAGGAGGUUAGGCGGAAGCAACAGCAGCAGCGGCAGAAGGAAGUAUAUGAGGAAGAUGGUGAUGAUGAUGAGUCGUCCAUGCCAAGAGUGCAGUGUGCCCAACAAUAAGUAUCUCUGGGUCUCGCUGGCCUUUCCUGUCAACCAUAUUACUAAUCUACUGGGAAGUAGUUAUUUGUAUCUGCAACAGUGUCUGCUUAUAUCUCUCUUUUUAUUUUUUUAAUUUUUUGGGCUAUUCUGCUUUUCCAGUUGGCUUUUAUGCUUUCUAGCACACUUUACAUGGGCCUGGCAUUUUGAAAAUUUUUUUUUAUCCAAGAUUGUCAACCGGCAUUCAAUUAUUAAAUUAAUGGUCGGAGUUAUGUUUGAUAUGUGCACAGAGAACAGGCCAGGAAAUAUUUUUCUCUCGUAAUGAAUGUGUUAUACAAAU